UUCCGGUGCAAAUGAAAGAAGGCUUUUCGUUGUGCGUCAGCGGAGAGUUGGAGGAGCGCGGUGUGUCCUGAGGAUUAGUUAAGUGCGAUUAAAGGUGAUCUGCUGGAUUUCCUUCAUGGUGAAGAUGAAGAUGUGUGCGCUGUUUGUGAUCCUCGCUCUCGCGUCCCAGCAUGCAUCAGGGGUGGAGGUGGAGGUGUAUGAGGGGGAGGAGUCUGUCCCGCUGCCCUGUCAGUUUGCUGCUCCGAUAUCUAAGGAUCACGUGAUCGUGUGGAGACGAGACGAUCUACAUUCUUCGAUCAUCCACAGUAUCGUGGAGGGAAAAGUUGAUCUGAGCAGCCUAAACAAGCGUUACUCCAACCGAACAUCAAUGUCCGCCGACGCCCUGCAGACUGGAGACCUCAGCCUCACUCUUAGGAAGCCCACGUUCACCGACAGUGGGACCUACACGUGUCUCACCCGCAAAGAUGGAGAGGAGAAGCAGAGGACUGAAGUCCAGCUGAAGGUCAAAGAACAUCCUCCUGUCUGGCCCAUAAUCCUCUCAGUUGGCCUGGUUGGGAUUGUGCUUCUCAUCAGUGUCCUCCUGAAUCGUGUGAAAGAAAGACAGAACUCGAUGACAGUGUGUCAGCUGACACCAGUGAAGGUGACCGAGGGGCACCGUCUGUCCUGCUGCCCUACACACCCAGAUGUUCUCUUCAAGAUGCUGUCAGAGUGGAGUGGACCAAGCUGAAAAAUAAUGACCAUCUAGUUGUCUGUGUGUUUAAGAACGGUCAGAUCCUACGUGAGCAACAACAUCCUGCUUACAUGAACAUCACAGACAUGAAGAAAGACGCUCUGACUGAAUGUGACGUCAGUCUGACUCUGAGGAAACCACUGCUGUUUGAUGGAGGAGUUUACGUCUGCAGCAUCUACAACAAGGAUGGAAUAACCAUAAAUCAGAAAGUAGUGCCGCUGCUGGUCAGAGAGCCCCUGUGGAACAGCAUUAGAGCUGCACUCGGCUAUCCCAUCAAGGACAUGAUCCCGCCUGAUUAUGAGCCACUUAAUGAUGAAUUUCGUCAUCUGCACAAUUAACCAGUCUGAUGUGAUGAAGCUGGAGAUGAUGAAGAGGAGGCUGCCGUCAGCUCGUCCUUCUCCAUGGAUGUGAAACAGGAAGCUCAGUGUAACAGCUGAAGCUGUCUCUCAUGUAUGAACUAACGAUGGAGCGUUGUCCUCUCAGUUUCUUCUUCUUCUGUCUGCUGCAGACUCUGCAUUGAUCACAUGACCCACCCGCUGUUUUACUUUUACCUGUGUCUGCAUGUUAGUGGAUCAGCAUCAUGCAUGUUCAUGCGGCCCUCUGUGAUCUUCACACUGAGCAUCAUCAUCAUCCCACUGUCAGAGAGGACCAAUCAGAGCUCAGCUCCUGGCUGUGUCUGCAGACUGACCUCAGAUCAGCACAAAGCUGUGUAACACGUCCUCAGAGGUCAGGUGGAUCUGCUCAGUGUGACGCUCUCUGUCAAUGGAAAAUUGUACUUAGUAGUCAGUAUAAUCUUUUAGUGAUAUAAGUUUGCAUAUGGUAGAAUACUGCAUG
This is a messenger RNA of Maylandia zebra (zebra mbuna), 1564 nucleotides long. The record is from RefSeq and is a predicted model, not a curated record. Lineage: Eukaryota; Metazoa; Chordata; Actinopteri; Cichliformes; Cichlidae.